AUGUUUCUCUUCGAUCACACUCCAAGCGGAGACGUUUCUAAGGCCGAACUCCAGAUCGCAACAGAAAUUGAAAAGUGGAUUCUUCGAUUGGCUAGCGCUCCAGCGCCAGUUCCUGGCUACACGUACAUACAGGUCAGAAAAUCUAGUAUUUACUAUUAUAAUUUACCAUACAACGACCGUCAUCAAUAAAAACUUUUUCAGCGAAAAACAGACAGUAAAUCACAGUAUAUUUGCUUUAUUUGCCACGAAUCGUCUAAUGUGGUUUAGCCCAGAUAUCUGCUAUUAGAGCAAUAAGUUGAAAAGUCGCUUUCCAUCUUGAUGGCAUUUCUGUUAUGAAAAUGCGGAUGUUAUAAAGCAACUACUUGCUAGAUUCCAUUUAACAUUGUGUUCCUGCCUUGUAUUAUCAAGGGUUUGUGCAACUCACAUUUAUUUUGCAACCAAUCGAACCUCUCGUUUGUUGUAGUCAUCUAAGUACCAAACUCUUCGUCUGGUGUUUCAAAAUUUUUUCUACCGAGAUGACUUUUGGAAAUGUGUAACUCACCUGGCGAGGUGGCUUGCGCUUCGGGACACGAUAUUAAAGCAGACACAUGAAAGGAAUUUGGCCGCUUGGUUCGCCUCGCCACUCGGUGCAGAAGUCGUUAAAAGUAACUAGUUGUCUCGACUAAUUAUUCCUUCAUUGGUAGUUAAGACUUCAUAGUAAUGUAUUUUGAGCAGUAAAACUCAAUAAAAGCUGGAAUUUAUGAACAAACUAUCAGACAACAGUUAAGAGCUUCUAGUUGCUAGAAAUUAACAGAAAACAUGGAUUCACAUGAUAUUCAUCUCUUUCAAGUCAGUUACACAUGCAUGCAUUCAAUUUUCAUUAAAAGGAAGAAUAUGAAACUCAGUAGCCUCCUAGGGGCAUAUGCCUCACGGAGAAUUUGAAAGUGAUGUAAUGUACGAAACGUUUUCAUACAUUUAAAAGGCUGCUGUUGUGUAAACGAAAGAUGCUGAUCAGAAAGCUAGGAGAGUUUGUCACCAGGUAAACUGCGUUUUUUUCCUUUAGCAACGUUUCAUCUCCUCUUCGAACUGAUCUUCAAAUGCGACAUUUAAAUAGUCUACUAUGUAUAGAUCAGGUACUCAGGUUAUUGUUUGGACUGUCGGUAAACUAACAAUAGUUCAUCUGGCAGAGCCAUAGGCUGAGGAUACCUCUACAUCACUUGAUAUACGGACUUCAGUAUAUUAACUGCGGUGCUUAAGAAUGCAGGCGAAAUCUUUCUCCUUUAACGUUUAUUGUGGAUGACCCGAAUCCACCUAGUUUUAUCUAUGUAAAAAGCAGCCAAUUCAUGGGUGUGUAACCGAGCAACCGUCUGCUUACUUACUACACUUACUUCAGUCAAAAGUAUUUCAUUUUCUCCUACUCUUUACACUUGCAGCUUUCUCUUCUACCGGAGCAGAUCGAAAACCCGCUAAUCUUUGCUCUUCCAGACAAAAGUCGUCUUGCACUGCUUGACUUCCCCUUCAAUCUUCCAUUUGAACUGUUGGGCGUCGAAAAGUGUCUACAGGUCAUCCUCGCAAUAAUCCUAGAACAGAAGGUGCUUUUUUCUGUCUUUACACAUUUCUUGCCCAUUUUGUGACUUUUAGGCUUAAAUCGUUUUUCUGGGUUUACUCUAAGGUAUUGGUCAAAUCGAGGGAUUACAACGCCCUGACCAUGUCUGUCCUUGCCUUGGUUGCAAUGCUCUACCCUUUGCAGUACAUGUUUCCGGUCAUCCCGCUUCUGCCUACGUCACUUCCCGGCGCCGAACAGGUUUGUUAA
Molecule: messenger RNA, 1792 nt
Organism: Spirometra erinaceieuropaei
Lineage: Eukaryota; Metazoa; Platyhelminthes; Cestoda; Diphyllobothriidea; Diphyllobothriidae
Source: the annotation of a GenBank genome assembly